Camelina sativa (false flax) is the source of this 1518-nucleotide messenger RNA. The record is from RefSeq and is a predicted model, not a curated record. Lineage: Eukaryota; Viridiplantae; Streptophyta; Magnoliopsida; Brassicales; Brassicaceae.
UCAUCAUGACUAAGAAUGUUUUUUGUAUUUUUUUCUAAAUCAGAAAUUGUAUUCCCAGGAAGAGCUGGAGGUUCUGGUUAUGCAUCGUCAGUAAAAUCUUCUACAAGUAUGCAUGAGGCUUUAAUGGAAUUUCCUGGCCAGUCUGCUAUUCCUGUUGAAUCAACUAAGGCUGCUACUCGUAAUCAGAAUGAGAAUACGUUGCAUCCCUUUGGUGUAUUGUGGUCUGAGCUAGAGAGCGGUAGUACACCAGUUAACCAUUUAUCAAACAGGUCUUAUGGUGCAAUGGAGGAGCUUACCAGUUCAAUAGACAACCGUCCCAUUAAUUCCCGAAGAAAUACACAAAUUGACCCCACCAUGUCCCUCGAUAGUCUGGCUGCUAACCGUAUGCCACAGUUUGAACAUGAAUCCAACUUCUUUAGCCAUGGGGAUCAACUUCCAUCAAAUCAACAUCACCAACAGCACUUCCAGAAGCGGGAUAUGCUAUCACAGUUACAUUUAGGUGAUCAAGCUCAGGAUCUGGAGCAUUUAAUAGCUCUCCAGAUGCAGCAGCAACAGAAGAUGCAGUUGCAACAGCAGCAGAAGCUUCAAUUGCAACAGCAGCAGAAGAUUCAGUUGCAACAGCAUCAGCUACAACAAGAGCAUCAGUUACAUCAGAAGCUCUUACAGGAGCAACAGCAGUCCCAUGCUCGGCAAUUACAUUUUCAACAGAUUUUACAAGGACAGACUACUGAUUCAAGGUUCGGGCAGGCACAUGACUUCCCUCGAUCCAACAGUGUUGAUCAGAUGUUGUUAGAGCAGCAGCUGAUGAAUGAAUUGCAAAACAGUUCUGGCCAUCCGUCACAAAAUUUCGCACCAUACAUUGACCAACUUGCUGGAGGAAAUUUUGGGCAGCUGUUACAUGAAGGCCACCAAAGGGAGCUGCUUGAACAGCUACUUUCAACACAAAAGCAAUCUCAAUAUGGACAACUGCAAUCUCAACAUGGACAACUGCAAUCUGAUCCAAUACGCUCUUUGGAGUACCAGCUGCUUCAGCAAGAGCAGCUUAUGCAAUUGGCAAAUGGUGUGAGGCACAAUUCCUUACUGGAGGAACAGAGACAUAAUCACCCUCUGUGGCCGUCUGACCAUAAUGAUCAGCUUCUAAGAACUCAUUCUGGGAUCAACCGGUCGCGCUCUUCUGCAGGAUUUAGACCGUUAGAGUUUAAUCAACAUCAACAGAGGCCACCCUUUGAGGAUCAGUUUGGUCAACUUGAGCGGAACCUUUCAUAUCAGCAACGACUUCGACAAGAACUAUUCGAGCACGGUCUUCCAUUUGAGCGAUCAGCAUCGGGGAUUAAUCUGGAUGCAGUAAAUGGUCUUAGUCUCUCUCAGGGUUUGGAUAUGCGGGAUGCUACUGCGCACAUGCAAUCUUCUGGCAGAUUGGGAAAUCCCACUCAUGGUUUCAACCAUCAGAAUCCCCGUUUACCAUUGGGUGAACCACAUUUUUCACAACUGGAACCAAUGGAAGGACGCUGGUCUGGA